UACACAGCACAGUUACUAGUUAGUGAUAUACGAGUGAAGAGAGUAGCGAGGUUCUGAUUCUGCUGCUACUUACUACUUCGAUAGCAAUAACAAUGGAACCCUUCUCAUUCUCCACCUCACACUUAUCCAUACCCACAAGCUCCACCAUUUUUUCCCCCAAACACCACUCUUCCUCCUCCUCCUCCUCCUCCGCCGCCACCACCACCGUGUCCUUCUCUCUCAAACCGCCGUCAGACUCCAACAACUCCGCCGCCCCUCGCCGCCCCUCCAAAUCCCUCAAAACCACUCCAACCCCAAACCCCCUCGCCAGCAAGCUAUGGCUCACAAGCAAACUCUCCCCUCCGCCUCCGCCUCCGCCUCCUCCUACGCCUCCUCCGCCACCGCCGCCGCCUCCGGAAACCGAAGAGAGCGGCGGCGAAGGCGCGAAUUCCGAUUCCGAGAUCGAUUUCCGGCAGCCGGGGAAAAUCUUCGUGGGGAACCUGCCGGCGUGGGUGAAGAAGCCCCAGGUGGCGGAGUUCUUCCGGCAGUUCGGCGCGAUACGGAGCGUUGUUCUGAUCAGGGGCCACCGCGAGACGGAGAGGAACGCGGGGUUCGCGUUCGUGUUCUACGAGGGCGACGAGGAGGCGGCGGACAAGGCGGCGAUGCGGGCGGUGGAGUUCGACGGCGUGGAGUUUCACGGCAGAGUGCUGACGGUGAAGCUGGACGACGGGAAGAGGACGAGGGAGAAGGCGCAAGAGAGGGCGCGGUGGUUGGAAGGGAAGGGUGAAAAGGGAGAGUACCGGUCCACGUGGCACGAGGAGAGGGACGGGUCCAGGAAGGACUUCCAGAAGGUUCUGGAAACCCAGCCCGAGAAUUGGCAGGCCGUUGUGAGCGCCUUUGAGAGAAUUAAGAAGCCUGCUAGAAAAGAAUAUGGCUUGAUGGUUAAAUAUUAUGCGCGACGAGGGGACAUGCAUCAUGCACGCCAAACAUUUGAGAGUAUGCGAGCAAGAGGAAUAGAACCAUCUUCACAUGUGUACAGUAGUCUUAUUCAUGCUUAUGCAGUUGGUAGAGACAUGGAAGAAGCUUUACACUGUGUUAAAAAGAUGAAGGAAGAGGGCAUUGAAAUGACUAUAGUGACAUAUAGUAUAAUUGUUGGAGGAUUUGCUAAAAUGGGCAAUGCCAAUGCUGCAGAUCAAUGGUUUAAGGAGGCCAAAGAGAGGCUCCCAUCUUUAAAUGCUGUCAUUUAUGGGAGCAUAAUUUAUGCGCACUGUCAAGCAUGCAACAUGGAUCGAGCUGAAGCCUUGGUGAGGGAGAUGGAAGAACAAGGGAUAGAUGCUCCCAUUGACAUAUAUCAUACCAUGAUGGAUGGUUAUACCAUGAUCGGUAAUGAAGAUAAAUGCUUGAUUGUGUUUGACAGACUUAAGGAAUGUGGUUUCUCUCCCUCAGUUAUCAGCUAUGGCUGUCUUAUUAAUCUUUACACCAAGAUAGGAAAAGUUUCUAAAGCUUUGGAGAUUAACAAAAUGAUGAAAAUGACUGGCAUAAAACAUAACAUGAAGACAUACUCUAUGUUGAUCAAUGGGUUCUUGAAGUUAAAAGAUUGGGCUAAUGCAUUUUCCGUUUUUGAAGACUUUACUAAAGAUGGUUUGAAGCCUGAUGUAGUACUCUACAAUAACAUUAUAACAGCUUUUUGUGGGAUGGGUAAUAUGGAUCGAGCCAUUUGUAUGGUGAAGCAAAUGCAAAAGGAGAGACAUAGACCUACUACACGCACAUUUUUGCCCAUUAUACAUGGUUUUGCAAAAGCUGGAGAGAUGAGGAGAGCCCUGGAGAUCUUUGAUAUGAUGAGGAGGAAUGGCUGCAUUCCUACUGUACAUACAUAUAAUGCUCUAAUUCUUGGACUUGUUGAGAAGCGCCAGAUGGCCAAGGCUGUAGCAAUAUUGGAUGAAAUGAAUCUGGCAGGCGUUGCACCAAAUGAACAUACAUAUACAACUCUUAUGCAGGGUUAUGCUUCACUGGGUGACACUGAAAAGGCCUUUCAGUACUUUACGGUGUUGAGGAAUGAGGGCCUGGAGAUUGAUGUCUAUACCUAUGAAGCAUUGUUGAAGGCAUGUUGCAAGUCAGGCAGAAUGCAGAGUGCCCUUGCAGUCACAAAAGAAAUGAGUGCAAAAAAGAUUCCAAGGAACACUUUUGUCUAUAACAUACUAAUUGAUGGUUGGGCUCGGAGAGGUGAUGUUUGGGAGGCUGCAGACUUGAUGCAACAAAUGAGAAAAGAAGGAGUUCGACCAGACAUCCAUACCUACACUUCUUUUAUAAAUGCUUGUUGUAAAGCUGGGGAUAUGCAGAAAGCAACAGAGAUUAUCCAAGAAAUGGAAGCAUCUGGUAUAAAACCAAACAUCAAAACCUACACGACUCUAAUAAAUGGUUGGGCACGUGCUUCUAUGCCAGAGAAAGCUUUGAAGUGCUUUGAAGAGAUGAAAGAAGCUGGAUUGAAGCCAGACAGAGCAGUGUACCAUUGUCUUGUGACAUCUUUGCUAUCAAGAGCCACCUUUGCUCAAUCAUACGUUUAUAGUGGCCUCUUGUCCAUAUGUAGAGAGAUGAUAGAGUCUGAGAUGACUGUUGACAUGGGAACUGCGGUCCACUGGUCAAGAUGUUUGCGCAAGAUUGAGAGGACCGGAGGGGAACUAACAGAAGCCCUACAAAAGACCUUUCCUCCUGAUUGGACCUCGCAUAAUGUUCUUGAUGUCAAUAGUGAAACUGAAACUGCAGAUCUUGAAAUUGACGACGUUGAUAAUGAAGAUGAUUAUGAUGUACAUUAUAAUGCCAAUGGAUUCAAUAAUGAUGAUGAGACUGAUGAUGAGGAUUCUGAUAAUGAGGAUCAAGAUUCUCUGCAGCUAAAAUUUUAAUUGUAUAUAUCUUAACCCCUAAAAAUGUAUUUUUAUUCAUUAAAAUAAAACUAUUUUAUUUUUCUAGAAUUAUCCGUCGUUGGAUUAUAUUUUCAGUGCACGGGGUGCAGUUCUAAUCAAAUUCCUGUUAUCUCA
This is a messenger RNA of Cajanus cajan (pigeon pea), 3014 nucleotides long. RefSeq names its product pentatricopeptide (PPR) repeat-containing protein. Gene Ontology annotation, molecular function: protein binding; mRNA binding. Lineage: Eukaryota; Viridiplantae; Streptophyta; Magnoliopsida; Fabales; Fabaceae. Gene Ontology annotation, cellular component: mitochondrion. Gene Ontology annotation, biological process: mitochondrial gene expression. The record is from RefSeq and is a predicted model, not a curated record.